CGUCGUUGAGUGAAGUCUCGCAUCCAUCGCCACCAACAACAACAAUAACAACUUCCAAAAUGGCGCUCAAUGCCGGAGAUGACAAGCUCGUGUUCGAGUCGUCCGAAUCAGUCACUGUCGCCCCUACUUUUGAAGCACUCAACCUCCGUGAAGACCUUCUCCGUGGCGUUUACGCAUACAACUUCGAGAAGCCCUCGGCAAUCCAGCAGCGCGCGAUCAUCCCCAUCAUCCGCGGACGCGAUGUGAUCGCUCAGGCCCAGUCUGGUACCGGUAAGACGGCGACUUUCGCGAUCUCGGCGCUCCAGUCGCUCGACUUGAACAUCCGCGAGACGCAGGUCCUCGUUCUUUCGCCCACACGUGAAUUGGCCGUGCAGAUUCAGACCGUUGUCCUCGCCCUCGGCGACUACAUGAACGUCUCAUGCCACGCCUGCAUUGGUGGAACUAGCGUCGGCGAGGACAUUCGCAAGCUCGAGGCUGGGCAGCAGGUCGUCAGCGGCACGCCGGGUCGUGUGUUCGACAUGAUCCGCCGCCGCAAUCUCCGCACCAAGGACAUCAAGAUGCUUAUCCUUGACGAGUCAGACGAGUUGCUCAACAAGGGUUUCAAGGACCAGAUUUACGACAUCUACCGCUACCUCCCGCCUGCGACGCAGGUCGUCAUUGUCUCGGCGACGCUCCCUCACGACGUGCUCGAGAUGACGACCAAGUUCAUGACCGAGCCCAUCCGCAUCCUCGUCAAGCGUGACGAGCUGACCCUCGAGGGCAUCAAGCAGUUCUUCGUCGCUGUGGAGAAGGAGGACUGGAAGUUUGACACGCUCUGCGACCUCUACGACACCCUCACCAUUACACAGGCGGUCAUCUUCUGCAACACGCGUCGCAAGGUCGACUGGCUGACCGAGAAGAUGCGCGAGGCCAACUUCACUGUGUCAUCGAUGCACGGCGAGAUGGUGCAGAAGGAACGCGAUGCCAUUAUGGCUGAAUUCCGCGGCGGCCAGUCGCGCGUGCUCAUCACCACAGACGUGUGGGCGCGUGGUAUCGACGUGCAGCAGGUUUCGCUUGUUAUCAACUACGACCUGCCGUCGAGCCGUGAGAACUACCUUCACCGUAUCGGUCGUUCUGGCCGCUUCGGGCGCAAGGGUGUCGCCAUCAACUUUGUCACUGUCGAGGACGUGCGCAUCCUGCGAGACAUCGAGCAGUACUACUCGACGCAGAUCGACGAGAUGCCCGCGCAGGUGCAGGAGUUGGUGUGAUUGUAGACUGUCUGCUGAGUGGGCUGUGGGCAGUGGGCUGACGACAACACACGCACACGCACACGCACCCCGCCCGAGGCCAGCGGGCCAGCGGGUCGGUGUCUC
This is a messenger RNA of Cutaneotrichosporon oleaginosum, 1352 nucleotides long. The record is from RefSeq and is a predicted model, not a curated record. NCBI's taxonomy places the organism in Eukaryota, Fungi, Basidiomycota, Tremellomycetes, Trichosporonales, Trichosporonaceae.